Messenger RNA from Protopolystoma xenopodis, 591 nucleotides. The record is from the annotation of a GenBank genome assembly. Lineage: Eukaryota; Metazoa; Platyhelminthes; Monogenea; Polystomatidea; Polystomatidae.
AUGUCGUUGCCGUUGACAUCAAGUCGUCGCCGUCAUCAUUGCAUUCGCCCUUGGCUUCACCAUAUUACCUACGAUUUCGUCGAGAUCGUCAUCGUCUUCCUCUUUAUCAUCUUCGCUAUCGUCAUCAUCUACUGUGUCUUCGUUGUUGUUGUCCCCGCCGUUGUCGUCAUUCACAUCGCCUUCGUCUUAGACUCCAGCAAUGUACUAGAAGUCGUCGUCGCCGUUUCUGUCCUUGUAGUUAUUGCCUUCGUUGUCGCCGUCGACAAAGCCAUCGCCUUUGAAUUUAUGCACAGUCGCCUUCGUCGUUUUUUCGUCGCCAUUGUCCUCAAUCUCCUCGUCGUCGUGGACGUUGAUAUCAUCGUAGAUAUUACCUUCGUUUUCGGCGACAUCGCCGUCCUCGUCGUCAUCGCAUUUGUCUUCGGUAUUGUUGUCCUCAUCAUUGUCGCCAUCUUUUCCGCCAUCGACUUUGUCGUCAUCAAUGUUAUUGAAUUCGCCGUUGUCAGAGUUGCCUUAAUCGUCGUCUUCGUCGUUGAUUUCUUUGCUAUUGUCGUCAUCCUCAUCGCCAUCUUCUCGUCCUCAUCGAUGGUCUAA